UUUGUUUGCAAUAAAAUUUGUAAUAAUUGUUAUAACAUUUUUUUCUGGUCUGGUGUGUCGGGUCGUUACAGUUUGCCGACAUCGGCGGACAACAAACAGAACUAAAAAAUCCCGCCGAGAUUUUUGUUGUUGUUGUGGUCAUUACUAUAGAUACCGAACCCACUUUACCGUCUUUUCCGUCCCAACCCUCCCGAAGUUAAUGGUAUAUCACAUGCAAUAAUAACUUGAUAAUCACUACCAACAAAAAAUAAUAUGACGUCCAACGCUAUCGCCGCUGCGGUCAACACUGGCGACCAGUGGUCAGCACUGAUGGUAGCCGUAAUGGACGACCUCAGGGCCGACAACGAACGAUUGCGUAGCGAUCUGAAUGCUGAACGCGAUUUGGUUAACGUUUUGGAAAAUAUCCGAAACUAUUCAAUGGUUUUGGUCGACAACUGCCGAUGUGUGGAUAAUGCCGACCUUAAGAUGCAAAAGUAUCGCAAGUUUAAUGCCAUCUACGAUGAUAUGAAAGCCGGCCGUCAACAGCAAAUGGCUGCCGAAGCUAUUCGCCAAUCGGUAAUCAACUACGGCUACAGCCCGCUGAUGGGUUACGGCCGAUCUUCGGUCUAUAGCGCUGCAGCUGCUGCCGCGUCGACGGCCGCCAACACUACUACAGAGGACACCAUUAACGGCAGCGGCGGCGGCGGAGGAGGAGUCGCCGGUGGAGAGAUCAUUACGGCCGAUGACAGGUCCAGUCAUAUUGCCAACGAUCACAUGUAUUGCGUCGCAACCGCUGAUGCCGAUAAUAUGGUGGCCGUGAAUGACGACGACAACGACAAUGAUCUAAAUAGUUAUAGUGUGUGUCCACUUUGCAGCCAAAUGUUUCGUACGAGUCUUGAUCUGAAUGUACACAUGGAUAUCGCUCAUAACCGCAACAAUCAGUUCAACAGUCUUGAGAUUAUUAAUAACAAUCAAACUUCAGAUACUGGCGAUUAUCGGCCAUUAACACCGAUAACACUUACCGCUGCUGUUGCUGCUGCUGUUCAGAGCCCGAACCAGGAGGAGGAGGACGACGAAGAAGCGCCAGAGGAACAGGAGCUCAACAACAACGAUAGUAACACUCUCAGCACACGUAGCGGUUGUGGUGGUGGCGAUGAGAGUCAGCUAAUCAAUAAUAAUAUAGAGAUGAUGAUGACCGACGAUUCAGCUACCAAUCACUCGAUAGAGACCACUGACACUACUACUACUACUGAAACACCCGAUGCCGCGGCGGCCACUACUGUCUCCGACGACUCAACUAUAACCACUUAUCUGUGCGAAAAGUGUGCCCGUAGUUUUGUGACCAGCGAAGCACUGGUCAAACAUCCGUGUCAUGUCCAUAGAGUCAAAGUACUGUUAGGUUGUGAUUGGUGUCCGUACAAGACGUUCACUGGUAAGGCAUUGAAACGCCAUAAGACACAGUGUUUGUCGAAACCGAUGCCGAAGCCGACAAAAGAGCCGCUCAAAAGAAGGUCCGCUGCCGUCGCCAAUCAAAGCUUAAUAACCACUAAACGCUUGACCACCAAAACAGUGGACAAUCAAAACAAUUACCUCUCGAAUCUACAAUUAAAACCAAAAAAAGUCAGAAAAAGUACCAAUGAUUUGGUGGUCAGCAGUCAGUCGCCAAAUAGACGCCGUCUGCGCGACAACAGAGACGCCAUCAACACUACUCCAACAUCUCCUGAACGACGAUCAUCACCGAGAAGAAGACAUAGUUCAUCGACCACUAAGACAUCGUCGUCGUCGUUGUCAUCAUUGCCUAUUGUGGCCAACUUGCGGGCAAACAAUAGAGAAAACUUGGAGAAUACAGUCACCGGCGGCAGCAAUAAUCCGGUGGUCGCUAAUGGCGUUGUCGUUGUCAGCGAUAGAAGACAUCAUCAUAAUCAUCAUCACUUGAAUCAUCAUAAAAACAACUUGAAGUCAUUAUCGUCAUCAAAGAUGAGCCGCCAUUUAGCUGGCAGUGGUGUCCGAUAUUCUAAUCAAAAGUCAUUAAACAAGAAGACGACGACGUCGUCGUCAUCAACCGUCGCCACAACUGUUGCCAACAUUCAACGGACGUCCACUAAAACUGUUCCGCACAACAACAACAACAACAACAGUGUGUCCACUAUCGCUGCCGACGACGACGAUCAUCGAUGCCAUGUCUGUCGAUGUCUGUUUCCCACUGAAAUGAAACUAUUGAAUCACUUAUCAUAUAAACAUCAUAUCCUAUCGUUCGAGUGCCAGAUCUGCGACUACAAGACAAACAAGAAGUUCUAUUUGGAACGCCAUAUGAGUAUACAUACCACUGAUAAGCCCUACCAGUGCGACGAAUGUGAUAAAUGGUUCAAAACGCGAAGCAUUUUAUUGACACACAAACGUCAGACACAUUCGCCACAGAAGCGCUUCUCAUGCGAUCUGUGCGACUAUAAGACAUCGAAUAAGAAUAGUCUGACUAACCAUCGAUCGAGACAUUCAACGUCGAAGCCGUUUAUCUGCGAAAUCGACGGCUGCGGUAAAGGAUUCAAAACCAGUAUAUGUCUCUAUCAGCAUAAAAGUGUUGUCCAUUCGGACGCCACUUAUGUCUGUGAAUACGAUGGUUGCAAUCGUCUGUAUAACUGUAGGAAAGCCCUACUGCAGCACCAGUCCAUUCAUAAUGUUGAUGUUCCCUAUCUGUGCGGUAUUCAAGGCUGUAUCAAAACAUUCAAAGAAAAACGAUCGCUUAAGAGACACCAGAAUACUAUACACGCCAGAGAUGGUGACGACGAUGACUACGAUAAUGAUGAUGAAGACUGCGAUAUGACUAGCGGCGACCAAUUACUGGCCAAUUCGCUACUGUUUGACGAACUACGGGACGAAAACAAACGAUUGGCUACCGAACUGACCUACGAGCGGCAGUUGACGGAAGUACUGGAUCAGAUACGGGGCCAAUGUUUGGCGUUGGCCUCGCAAUGCAAAUGCGAGGCCAAUCAUCAGUCGAUUCAGGCGAUCACACACUUUAACAGUAUAUACGGCGAACUUAAACGAUCGUCGGCCUUGUUAUUGGCCAACAAUGGCGGCGGUGGCCACCAGUCGAUGGCCGCUGGCGGUAGCAAUAAUAAUAAUCCCAUCAGUCUUCGUGGAGAAGUCGUAUUGAAUGGUCUGAACACUGGCGUCGGUGAGAUUGAAGACCGCAGCCUAAGACAGAUUGUCGACCAAUUGAAACUGCAAAAAGAUAAUAUCAGUGCCGGCAGUAGCGGUCAUAAUCAUCAUCAUAACCAUAACCAUCACAGUCAUCAUCAUCACAGCCAAAACCAGUCAACCAGUAGUAGUAAGCCGACGGUACAGUCGUACGUUUGUAACGAUUGUCAGCACGUAUUCAAUACAAGGGAUCAGCUGUUAACUCAUUUGAUGAAAGCGCACAAAAGUAUUAAAUCGGUUUACGGCUGCAAUCUGUGCGACUAUAAGACCAGCCGUCGGCCGAACCUAAUGCGACAUAAGCUGAUACAUACGUCAAUGAAGCCGUUUGUCUGUACGGUCAACGACUGUAACAAACGAUUCAAGACUAACAGCAGUCUUAAUCACCAUAAACGACAAGUUCAUUGCGGAUCAGAUAAGACGGCAUCACAGCAACAACAGGAUCAACAACACCAGCAACAAGAUUGCCAACAACAACAGCAACUACAACUACAUCAGGGAGUGUACGGCACCGGCAGUAUGGACAGUAGUGAUCAUAUGUCGGCGACAGCUGAUGGCCAAUCGUACAGUAAGCAAGUAUUUUCGUGCGAUCUAUGCGACUAUAAAACCGACAACAAAUGGAAUCUAUUGUCCCAUAAAUCGGGCCAUUCGGACGACAAACCGUUUAGCUGUACCGACAAAGAUUGUGGCCAGAAUUUUGAAACCGAAUACCUACUACUGGCCCACAAACAACAGGUACACUCAGCCUAUAAACAAUACUAUUGCCAGUCGUGCGACUAUCGUACGGGUCUCGAAGCCAAUCUGAUUCAACAUAAAAUACAGGUUCACUCACAACAGGGAUCGGAUCUCAAAUGCGAUCCAUUGAUGUUCGGCUGCGAUGUCUGCGCCUACAAGACAUCGCGCAAACCGAAUCUAAUCCGACACAAGAUGUCCCACUCGAAUAUGAAACCCUAUGUCUGUAGUGUUAUCCGGUGUUAUAAACGAUUCAAAAGUACCGAAAGUCUUCGUCAGCAUAAAAUAUUUCAUACGUUUUCGUCGGAAACAAUGGACGACAUUUAAUUCCUGGGGGUGCGGAGGGAGAGGGAUGGAUGACGAGUACAGAGAAGACAUUGCCCCACCUCUUACACCUCCCGGAGUUCAUCCAUCUAUUGAUGAUUAUCUUAUGUCUGUUUGUUUGUGUGUGAGUGUGUGUGUAUGUGUUUGCUGUGUGUGUGUGUCUAUCUAUCAACU
Oppia nitens is the source of this 4404-nucleotide messenger RNA. RefSeq lists its product as uncharacterized. The transcript has 5 exons. The record is from RefSeq and is a predicted model, not a curated record. NCBI's taxonomy places the organism in Eukaryota, Metazoa, Arthropoda, Arachnida, Sarcoptiformes, Oppiidae. Bases 253 to 4233 code for a protein of 1326 amino acids. Gene Ontology annotation, molecular function: DNA-binding transcription factor activity, RNA polymerase II-specific; RNA polymerase II cis-regulatory region sequence-specific DNA binding. Gene Ontology annotation, biological process: regulation of DNA-templated transcription.